Messenger RNA from Rhipicephalus microplus (southern cattle tick), 1827 nucleotides. It is a transcript of the gene HDAC3, whose product is annotated as histone deacetylase 3. Lineage: Eukaryota; Metazoa; Arthropoda; Arachnida; Ixodida; Ixodidae. Gene Ontology annotation, molecular function: histone deacetylase activity. The record is from RefSeq and is a predicted model, not a curated record. Gene Ontology annotation, biological process: epigenetic regulation of gene expression.
UCCAUAGCAAACGGCCGCGAUAAUUGUCAAGCUGUCGUGAUGGAGGUGCCGUGCCGCUGCCGUCGAUGACGAAGAAGAAUGUAAUGUACUUUUGGGACCCGGACGUAGGGAACUUCCACUACGGUCCGGGCCACCCGAUGAAGCCACAGCGACUGUCGGUCACGCACAGCCUGGUCAUGCACUACGGCCUCUACAAAAAGAUGCAGGUGUUCCGACCGUACCGUGCCAGCUCGCACGACAUGUGUCGCUUCCACUCGGAAGAGUACAUUGACUUUCUCGAGCGAGUCACUCCGCAGAACAUCCAGACCUUCACCAAGAGCCUGAGCCACUUCAAUGUGGGCGAUGACUGCCCUGUGUUUGACGGUUUGUACGAUUUCUGCUCGAUGUACACGGGAGCCUCCCUGGAAGGAGCUGUCAAGCUAAACAACGAGUGCUGUGACAUCGCCAUCAACUGGUCGGGUGGGCUACAUCAUGCAAAGAAGUUUGAGGCAUCUGGCUUCUGCUAUGUCAAUGACAUUGUAAUUGCCAUUCUCGAGUUGCUCAAGUACCACCCACGAGUGCUCUACAUAGACAUCGACAUCCACCACGGGGACGGCGUCCAGGAGGCAUUCUACCUGACGGAUCGGGUGAUGACGGUGUCGUUCCACAAGUACGGCAACUACUUCUUUCCGGGAACUGGUGACAUGUACGAGCUUGGUGCUGAGAGUGGCCGUUACUACUCGGUCAAUGUUCCCCUCAAGGAGGGAAUUGACGAUGCCAGCUACUUUCAGGUGUUCAAGCCUGUAAUCCAGGGAGUGAUGGAGUUCUUCCAGCCGAGUUGCAUCGUGCUGCAGUGUGGGGCCGACUCGUUGGCAGGCGACCGGCUGGGCUGCUUCAACCUGAGCAUACGCGGCCACGGCGAGUGUGUGAAGUUCAUUCGCGAGUUAGGCCUGCCGCUGCUGGUGCUUGGUGGUGGCGGAUACACGGUGCGCAACGUGGCACGUGCCUGGACAUACGAGACGUCCCUCCUGUUGGACGAGCCCGUCAGCUCGGAGAUUCCUUACAAUGAAUACUUCGAGUACUUUGCCCCCGACUUUACUCUGCACCCGGAAGUGGUCACUCGGCAGGAGAACGCCAACAGCAAGCAGUACCUGGAGGCCAUCGUGCGCGCCGUGGCCGAGAACCUCAAGUGCCUGGUGCACGCACCGAGUGUGCAGAUGCACCACGUGCCACCGGACAUGCUGCCCUACUCGCGCAAGCAGCCGGCCAGUUCACCGGGCCCCCCUGAGGACGCGGCCAGCCCGAGCAGCUCCGGCAACACAACGCCGCUGGCGGUCGAGGCCUGACUGCUGCCGCUGGCUGGGCUUCCGCCGCGUGACUGCUCCGGACAUUAGUAGCCCACUCGUGGUGGGCUCUGUUUUUAGAAAAAGAAAAAAGUGCAUUGCUUAUCAUACUGUGCUGCAACGCCGACUGUUAUAUGUCCCCAAUUAUCUGUUGUGACUCUGUUACUAGUGCUGUUUUUGAAAAAAAUACAAGUUUUUUAUUUUGAAUUUCUCCAAUGCACCCCUCAGCCAUGAUGGAAAAUAAUCUGUCACCUAUGUGUUGGCAUACUUGAAUGAACAGAACUGUCAAGUUGCAAACAUCACUUGUUUAAAGAGGCCAAGGCAUAAGUAAAUUGGUAUUUUCUGUUGAGAAAUAAACUUGGUAAAUAUCUUGAAGUAACGUAUAGUUUUGAAUGAAUUCAGCUAUUAGCUGCUUGAAGACAUGAGUCUUAUUCUCCCAAGCCAACUCACCAUGUUUGUGUGCUACCAUUUGUCGAAUCAGAAAAUAAACUUGUGUAUGCACUGA